CUGCAUUUGAACGGGAGGCGUCGGUCGUAAGCAUGGGCAUCAUGAUCUCCAAGGUCUUCGCCUCGCUCUUCGGGAGCAAGGAGGUGCGCAUCCUCAUCCUGGGCCUCGACAACGCGGGCAAGACCACGAUCCUGUACCGCCUCCAGGCCGACGAGAUUGAGCAGACCGUGCCCACGAUCGGCUUCAACGUCGAGACGCUCCAGUACAAGAACAUCAAGUUCCAGGUGUGGGACCUCGGCGGCCAAACCAGCAUUCGCCCGUACUGGCGCUGCUACUACCCCAACACGGACGCGAUCAUCUACGUGGUCGACUGCGCCGACGUCGACCGCCUCAACAUUGCCAAGCAAGAGCUGCAUGCGAUGCUGGAAGAGGAAGAGCUCAAGGACUCUAUCCUCCUUGUCUUCGCCAACAAGCAGGACCAGCGUGGUGCGCUCAACGCGGCGCAGCUCUCCGAGGCCAUGGGCCUCUCGGACAUUCGGAAUCGCCAGUGGUCCAUCAAGGAACGACGGCGACCAAGGGCACGGGUCUCUUCGAAGGCUUCGACUGGAUCGUGACAUGCAUCAAGGGCGAGUAAGAAGUACAGUAGAGACAGGGAUGGCGCGUGUAGACACUCGUCGGCAAUAAAGCAGUGCAUGUGUUCGCAUUGCGUCCCAUCGCUGGCUCAGAGCAGCUACAUACCAG
Saprolegnia parasitica CBS 223.65 is the source of this 681-nucleotide messenger RNA. Its product is annotated as ADP-ribosylation factor 1. Gene Ontology annotation, molecular function: GTP binding; GTPase activity. Gene Ontology annotation, cellular component: cytoplasm; Golgi apparatus. Gene Ontology annotation, biological process: intracellular protein transport; vesicle-mediated transport. The record is from RefSeq and is a predicted model, not a curated record. The transcript has 4 exons. NCBI's taxonomy places the organism in Eukaryota, Oomycota, Saprolegniomycetes, Saprolegniales, Saprolegniaceae. The coding region runs from base 33 to 554 and encodes 173 amino acids.